AGGGGAUGGUUGAAGAGGAAAGGUGGGAAGGUGGAGAAGCUAUCUCCCGAAAUGAGGUCGCGGGCGGUGGACACCGAGCUGCUGCUGCUGCUGUUGGUUCUCGGAGCAGCGGAGUCGGCGCUCAGGGCUCAGCGCCGCUACACUCCGGACUGGCCGAGUGUGGACUCCCGGCCACUGCCGGACUGGUUCGACAAGGCCAAGUUCGGGGUGUUCGUGCAUUGGGGCGUGUUCUCGGUGCCGGCCUGGGGCAGCGAGUGGUUCUGGUGGCACUGGAAGGGUGAAGGAUUGUUGCAGUAUAAGCGCUUCAUGAGCGACAACUACCCUCCCGGCUUCAGCUACGCUGACUUCGGGCCGCAGUUCACGGCGCGCUUCUUCGACCCCGACGACUGGGCUGACCUCUUCCAGGCCGCUGGGGCCAAGUAUGUAGUCCUGACAACAAAGCAUCACGAAGGCUUCACAAACUGGCCAAGUCCGGUGUCUUGGAACUGGAACUCUCAGGACGUGGGGCCCCACCGUGAUUUGGUUGGUGAGUUGGGAACGGCCAUCCGGAAGAGGAACAUACGCUAUGGACUCUAUCACUCACUCUUUGAAUGGUUCCAUCCACUCUACCUACUUGAUAAGAAAAAUGGUUUCAAAACACAGUAUUUUGUGACUGCAAAAACAAUGCCAGAGCUAUAUGACCUCGUUAACAGAUAUAAACCUGACUUGAUUUGGUCUGAUGGAGACUGGGAAAGUCCCGAUACAUACUGGAACUCUACAGGUUUUCUUUCUUGGCUCUACAAUGACAGCCCAGUCAAGGAUGAGGUAGUAGUAAAUGACCGAUGGGGUUAUAACUGUUCCUGUCACCAUGGAGGAUACUACAACUGUGAAGAUAAAUUCCAGCCAUCGAGCUUGCCAGACCACAAGUGGGAGAUGUGCACCUCCAUAGACAAGAGGUCGUGGGGCUACCGUCGCACCAUGUCAAUAUCUGACAUUUCAAGUGAAUCUGAAAUCAUUUCGGAACUGGUUCAGACAGUAAGUCUGGGAGGAAACUAUCUUCUCAACAUUGGGCCAACUAAAGAUGGACUGAUUGUUCCCAUCUUCCAAGAAAGGCUACUUGCCGUUGGGAAGUGGCUACGCAUCAAUGGGGAAGCUAUCUAUUCCUCUAAACCGUGGAGGGUACAAUUGGAAAAGAACGAAUCUGUAUGGUAUACCUCCAAAGGAGCAGCUGUUUAUGCCAUUUUCCUGAAAUGGCCAGAAAAUGGAGUCUUAAGCCUUAAAUCCCCGCAAACUACCUCCAGUACACGGGUAAUUAUGCUGGGAUUCCAAAAUGAUCUGAAGUGGUCCAAAAAUCCACAUGAAGAUCUCCUCAUUUAUCUGCCCCAGUUACCACCCUCUGCUCUCCCAGUUGAGUUUGCCUGGACCAUAAAGAUGACGGGAGUGGAGUGACCAUUGGAAAUCAAGAGGAACAGGACACUGUCUGCUCUCCACUGUGUUGAUUUUCUUCUUACAGUGCCGUCAUUGCAAUAACUCCUCUUUUCCGCCCAGCGGUGGCUUUCCAACAUAUUUUAAUCAAAGGAACUGAGUGCAAUACUCUGAUGUCUCAGUGGAUCAAAGAUCGGAGAUACCUUGCCAGCAUCUCUCUCUCUCUCUCUCUCAUCAGCAGAAGAAAGAACUAAACAGUUAAGCUCUGAGUUCAUCCUUUCCUAACUUUGGAAAUUAUCUACAGUGCAACCUUCCCUCUGUUCUCUGUUUGAUAACUGGCUUACCUAACGACUUCAGAUACAAAGUAAGCCAGUUCACCUUGUUGCCUGUGGGAGGAGGUUUAAAGGGUUUGGCAAGCUCAACUACGUGCUCCUGAAGCGGCAGCAGUUGUCACCAGCUCCCCCCCCCCCAAAAGAGCAGGAGGCCUGGAAGGAAAGGAAGAGGCUUCCAAGGCUAGUAAUCAGCUCUUCAGAAGUUUCCAAAACCAACUAAGGGUUCUGCAAUUCAGUCUGUGUAUAUUCAUACUAUGAAGAAAAUGGAUGUGAUUCUGCCCUGCUUUUUAAAAUACGAUCAAAUAAAUACAUUUUUUAAAUUUA
Pteronotus mesoamericanus is the source of this 2060-nucleotide messenger RNA. RefSeq names its product alpha-L-fucosidase 1 (gene FUCA1). Gene Ontology annotation, biological process: fucose metabolic process; glycoside catabolic process. Gene Ontology annotation, molecular function: alpha-L-fucosidase activity. Lineage: Eukaryota; Metazoa; Chordata; Mammalia; Chiroptera; Mormoopidae. Gene Ontology annotation, cellular component: lysosome. Bases 52 to 1428 code for a protein of 458 amino acids. The transcript is spliced from 8 exons. The record is from RefSeq and is a predicted model, not a curated record.